Messenger RNA from Lathyrus sativus (Indian pea), 831 nucleotides. The record is from the annotation of a GenBank genome assembly. NCBI's taxonomy places the organism in Eukaryota, Viridiplantae, Streptophyta, Magnoliopsida, Fabales, Fabaceae.
AUGGGUGAAGAGAAGAAGGAAGAAGAAAAGAAAGAAGAAACUAAGGAGGAAAAGAAGGAAGAAGAGAAAAAGGAAGAAGAAAAGAAAGAUGAAGAACAACUUCCUCAAGAGAUUGUACUCAAAGUUGAUAUGCAUUGUGAAGCUUGUGCAAGGAAAGUUGCAAAAGCAUUGAAAGGAUUUGAAGGAGUGGAGGAGGUGAGUGCAGAUAGUAAGAGCAGCAAAGUGGUAGUGAAAGGAAAGGCAGCAGACCCCAUAAAAGUACUCAAAAGACUACAAAAGAAAAGUGGUAAGAAAGUGGAACUUAUUUCACCUUUACCUAAACCUCCACAAGACAAAAAAGAAGAAGAAAUCAAAGAACCACCAAAGGUAGAAGAGAAAAAAGAUGAGGGUCCUACUGUGGUAACAAUAGUUCUUAAAAUAAGAAUGCAUUGUGAUGCAUGUGCUCAAGUUAUACAGAAGAGAAUCCGGAAGAUAAAAGGAGUAGAAUCAGUGGAAACAGAUUUAGGAAACGACCAAGCCAUAGUAAAAGGUGCAAUUGAUGCAGCAAAGCUUGUUGAAGAAGUAUACAAGAGAACCAAAAAGCAAGCAUCAAUAGUGAAAGAGGAGGAAGAAAAGAAGGAAGAAGAGAAGAAAGAAGAAGAGAAAAAGGAAGAGAAAAAAGAAGGAGAAGAGGAAGAGAAAAAAGAGAGUGAAGAAGAAAACAAGGAAGAAGAUGAUAAUAAAACUGAAAUCAAGCGCAGUGAAUAUUGGCCAUCAAAAGAUUAUAUUGAUUAUGCUUAUGCACCUGAGAUUUUCAGUGAUGAAAAUCCAAAUGCUUGUUCUAUUAUGUAG